AGAUUCAGAUUCUUUUUCUGGGGGUCUUCUCCUGAUUAAAGCCUGUGUAUAUAUGUGUGAAAUCAAAAACCUGUUAACCUUGGCCCUUGUAUAAGAACGAAAUUCAUUUUUCUUCUGCUCACUUCUUCUUGCUGAUAAAUUUUAGUAGCUGCAACUGAAAAUGAAGGCUUUCCUUAUCGCAACUGUGGCCCUCUGCUGCCUCGCUGGUGUUUUCGCUAAGACUGCAUGCGAAGAACAUCGUGAAAGGGAACAGAAAUCCAACACCAAAGUCAAACUAGUCCCCAAAUGCACACCAGAAGGUGACUAUGAAGCCCUCCAAUGCUUCGAAGGUUCCAAAUUCUGCAUGUGCUGGAGACCAGAUGGUAGCCACAUUGUUGACCCUUCAUUGAAGGUCAAGUCCUGUGUGUGCCACGUUCACAAGGACAGGGAACUUCAGAAAUCUUCUAAAGGAAUGGUUGGCAAUUUCAUUCCCCAAUGCAAUGAUGAUGGAACCUAUGCUCGAAAACAGUGCCAUGGAUCCACUGGUUUCUGCUGGUGCGCUGAUGAAGCAGGCAAGAAAGUAUCCGAAUCUGUAAGAGGAGAUCCCAACUGUUAAUCAAUUUUGUACAUAGAUCAUCAAAUAAAUUCAUACUGGAUGCUCUA
Molecule: messenger RNA, 642 nt
Organism: Parasteatoda tepidariorum (common house spider)
Lineage: Eukaryota; Metazoa; Arthropoda; Arachnida; Araneae; Theridiidae
Product: U20-hexatoxin-Hi1a
Biological process (GO): cell-matrix adhesion
Cellular component (GO): basement membrane
Source: RefSeq, a predicted model, not a curated record